CGACCGGGAGGCGGGAGGGGCUGCUGGGGCCCGGCCCAGACCUCCCGGCGGUCGCAUUGUUUUCCUCCGCGGACCCGCGGCGGGAUUGGGGGCUGCGACUGGGCUUGCGGGACUGGACAGCGCCCGGGAAUCCAGAUCCAAGCUCCGUCCAACUCGUACGCUCAUCACACCUCGCCAGAACCCCAACGACGGAUCGCGAAGUCGGCGCGGUGCGGGGCCGCUGCCCGCCCGCUGCCCUCUCGACCCCGCUAGCUCGGAUCUCGGAGCAAGUCAAAGGUCUUCUAUCCUCAAACCCCAACAGCAGUCAUCACCCAGGGCCAGCAUAUGGGUGAGUGGGCACCCCCUGGGGCCUGAGCUGCCCCGCACAGGAUGCCCCGUGCCCCCUACUUCAUGCCCUUGCUGCUCCUGCUGCUGCUGCUCUCACUUCCCCACACCCAGGCCACCUUUCCCCGGGAUCCCCUCCCUCUGCUGAUCUCUGACCUGCAAGGUACUUCCCCAUCAUCCUGGUUCCGGGGCCUGGAGGAUGAUGCUGUGGUUGCAGAACUUGGGCUGGACUUCCAGAAAUUUCUGACCUUGAACCGGACCUUGCUAGUGGCUGCCCGGGAUCAUGUUUUCUCCUUCGAUCUACAAGCUCAAGAAGAAGGGGAGGGACUGGUGCCCAACAAGUAUCUAACAUGGAGGAGCCAGGACAUGGAGAACUGCGCUGUGCGGGGGAAGCUGACGGACGAGUGCUACAACUACAUUCGUGUUCUCGUUCCCUCGGACUCGCAGACACUCCUUGCUUGUGGAACGAACUCAUUCAGCCCCGUGUGCCGCAGUUAUGGGAUAACUUCGCUGCAGCAGGAGGGUGAGGAGCUGAGUGGGCAGGCCCGAUGCCCCUUUGAUGCCACCCAGUCCAACGUAGCUGUCUUUGCAGAGGGCAGCCUGUAUUCAGCCACAGCUGCAGAUUUCCAGGCCAGUGACGCUGUAGUUUACAGAAGCCUUGGCCCUCAGCCCCCACUCCGCUCAGCCAAGUACGACUCCAAGUGGCUCCGAGAGCCACACUUUGUCCAUGCCUUGGAGCAUGGAGACCAUGUCUACUUCUUCUUCCGAGAGGUCUCCGUGGAGGACACCCGGCUGGGAAGGGUACAGUUCUCGCGUGUGGCCCGUGUGUGUAAGCGUGACAUGGGCGGCUCACCGCGGGCCUUGGACCGUCAUUGGACAUCCUUCCUGAAGCUUCGGCUCAACUGCUCUGUCCCUGGGGAUGCCGCCUUCUAUUUUGACGUCUUACAGGCCUUGACUGGGCCUGUGAACUUGUAUGGCCGCCCUGCUCUCUUUGGGGUCUUCAGCACCCAGACCAAUAGCAUCCCUGGCUCUGCAGUCUGUGCCUUCUACCUGGAUGAUAUUGAACGUGGGUUUGAGGGCAAGUUCAAGGAGCAGAGGAGUUCGGAUGGGGCCUGGACCCCUGUGUCUGAGGACAGGGUCCCCUCCCCCAGGCCAGGAUCCUGUGCAGGAGUGGGUGUAGCUGCCUUAUUCCCCUCUUCUCGAGAUCUCCCUGAUGAUGUCCUGACUUUCAUCAAGGCUCACCCACUGCUGGACCCCACUGUGCCACCUGCCACCCACCAGCCUCUCCUUACCCUCACCAGCAGGGCCCUACUGACCCAGGUAGCUGUGGAUGGCACGGCUGGUCCCUAUCGUAACACCACAGUCCUGUUCCUUGGCUCCAAUGAUGGAACAGUGCUGAAGGUGCUGCCCCCAGGGGGACAAUCUGGAGGCCGGGAACCCAUCCUGUUGGAAGAGAUCAAUGCCUACAGCCCCUCCCGGUGCAGUGGGAAGCGGGCGGCCCAAACAGCACGGCAGGUGAUAGGACUGGAGCUGGACACUGAAGGUCACAGGCUCUUUGUGGCUUUUUCUGGCUGCAUCAUCUACCUCCCUCUCAGCCGGUGUGCCCGGCAUGGAGCCUGUCGGAGGAGCUGUCUGGCUUCUCAGGACCCAUACUGUGGAUGGCAUAGCUCCAGGGGCUGUGUGGAUAUCAGGGGACCUCGUGGGACUGAUGUGGAUCCAGCUGGGAACCAGGAGUCCAUGGAGCACGGUGACUGCCAAGACGGAGCCACCGGGAGUCAGUCUGGCACAGGGAACUCUGCUUACGUGCUUCUGGGUCCUGGCCCUUCCCCCGAGACCCCCAGCCCCCCCAGUGAAGCCCACCCCCGGCCCCAGGCUUCCACCCUUGGAGCUCACACUCAGGGCGUGCGCCGCGACCUCCCCGCAGCCUCGGCCGCCCGCUCGGUGCCCAUCCCGCUGCUCCUGGCCUGUGUGGCCGCGGCCUUCGCCCUGGGCGCCCUGGUCUCCGGCCUGCUGGUCUCCUGCGCUUGUCGCCGCGCCCACCGACAUCGGAGCAAGGACCUGGAGACGCCCGGGCUCCCGCGCCCCCUCUCCCUCCGCAGCCUGGCCCGGUUGCACGGGCCGGGCCCGGAGCCGCCGCCGCCCGCCAAGGACGGAGACCCCGCGCCGCCGCCCCAGCUCUACACCACCUUCCUGCCUCCGCCCGAGGCCGGGUCCCCGCCGGACCUCGCCUGCCUGCCCACCCCGGAGUCCACGCCCGAGCUGCCGGCCAAGCGCCUCCGCCCCGCGGGGGGCCCCUGGGAGUGGAACCAGAACGGGAACAACGCCACCGAGGCCCCCGGCCCCGCGCGCGGGAACGCGGCCGGCGGCUCGGCGCCCCGCGUGCUGGUGAGGCCGCCGCCGCGCGGCUGCCCGGGGCGGGCGGUGGAGGUGACGACCCUGGAGGAGCUGCUGCGCCACCUGCACGCCCCGCCGCCGGCCCCGCGGGCGCUGCCCCUGGAGCCCGCCCCGGCCCCCGCCCCCGCCCCCGCCCGGCCGGCCGGCUCCCGCCUCCUGCCCCGCGAAUGCGCGCCCCCCCUGCGGCUGGACGUGCCCCCGGACGGGCAGUGCCCGAGGCCCCCCGGCCGGCCGGCCCCCGCUCCCCGGCUCGGGGUGGGCGGCAGCCGGAGGCCGCCCUUCUCCUCCCACCGGGCGCCCCCCGCCCUGCUCACUCGCGUGCCCUCGGGGGGCCCCUCCCGGGACUCGGGGAGACACCUGUACCUGGGCCGCCCCGAGGGCUACCGGGGCCGCACCCUGAAGAGAGUGGACCUGCAGAAGCCCCGGUCGCCCCCGAAGCUGUCCCCGGUCGCGCCCCCCGCCCCGCUGGCCGUCCCCGGCGGCGGCCAUUUUAACUUGUGAAGGAAGCCGGGAGCGGACCGGCCUCCCAGGACAGGCCCUCCCCGCCCCACACCUGCGGCCUUCCCGGACCCGAGGCGCCGGGCCCUCCCGCCUCGGGCUUAUUUAUUGACUGUCUUCCCCGCUGUCCCCUCGAGAGCGGCGCGGGGGACGGAGCCUGCCCCUCAGCGAGCCAGCUUUCCUGGAGGGGCCGGCCCGCCCCGCUCCCCUCCCUCAGCCGAGCUGCCUUAACUCGCCCUCUGGGCUUCCUCCCUGGCUGGGCCCCGGGCGGGCCGCAGGCGGACGGACGGACGGACGGGGCUGGGGCCACGCGCGUCGUGACUGAUCCUCGGACCUCCUGGGAGGGCCUCCUACCGUGUAGGAGCCUUCGCUCCCCAAUACAGCUGUUCCCCGAGCCGCCGCUUCAUUCCCGCGCCGGGGUGUGGGGGGGGGGAAGAGGGGGGGGUCGGGGGGCUCCCUCCCGGCGCCUUCGCCCCUGCAUCUUCGGCCUCCCGAGUAAUGGGGUGGCUGCAGUCCCACCGGGGUUCAUCAGGAAAGGUUUCCUCAAGAUUAGGAAAAAAAAAAAAAAAAAAAGGUGUGGCGGUGCCUCCGGGCCCAGGAGACCCCAGGUGAAGUCCGGGUGGGGGGGCGAGGGCUCUAGGAGCCCGCUUCUGGGCUGAGGUAAGAGGGACUUUUUCCUGGCUUGUCCCGUCGGGUGGGGGAGGUUAUUUUUGGAGAAAGAAAAUGAAGCCGCCCCGUAAGUGAUUUAACUUUCACCUCAGGAAAUCUGGUCCUAAAGAGAAUUCCAAGGGUCUAGUUUGCAUGAGGGGGACGCUGCGAAAAAACCGCAAAGGAUUCGGUCCUGCUGGAGCCCGGGGUCGGCCCCAGCUGUUCCCUAAGGAGCAGUUUCCCUUCGCGGAGCCGGAGGGGGGUCGAGCGCGGGGGUCGUGCGCAUGCGCGGCGUCUCGCCACGCCUGGGGCCGCACGCGAUCGUCAUGAUGUUCCUCCGGCUGGGACUGGCUGUAGAUACCUGUCAGUUACCCCCGGGGACCAAUGGGAGGGACGAACGGGACCGCCUGCUCCGCCCACUACCUCGCGCUGAGGACACUGAAGGCCUCGCGCCAGCUGUGGCUACUUUUGCGGAUUUACAAGUCGUGUUUUUCGCCCGCGCGUGGCCGGAGUUAUCCGCCGGGUUGGAGCCCUAGGCCCCCCCGCGCUGGCGCCGCCUGGAGGCCGGGUCAAGCCCUGCAGCUAAGGACGCCUCCGGUUCGCUGCCUUUAGGCGUUCAUGCCUUCUCGGGGAAACCGCCAAGAACAGCUUGGAGAACCCUGGGAUUGUUUCUACUUUGUGACCUGACAAGUCAAAGUUCUGCCCUGAGUGGUUUUCCUCAUGUAAGAAAAAAAAAAAAAAUGGGGUUGUUUGAGAGGCUCAAGCACGACAAUGUCUAAAAACUUUCUAAAGGAGAAAGCAUGGUGGCUGUGACGUGGUUUCCUCCAAACUCAGGCGUAGGCUAUUCCUCACUUGUGACCUCCCGCUGAGUAAUGUUUCCCCUUGAUCCUUACAACCUCCAGCUACAGAUUUUGCCCUCCAGGUUUUGAAAUGCCUUCCGGACACUGCGCACACCUCAGCGUGCCGGGCCACACUGCCCUCCAGUCUGCGCUGCCUGGAGCUCUGCGCCGCUUGGAGGUUGCAGAGGGCCUCUAGGUCUGUUUCCCCGCGUUAGGUGCCUUCCUGAAACCAAGAUGCUUAAAACCACUGCUAGCUUCCCGGAUGGUGGAGGAGAGCCAGGACGGGGCGGAGCAUCCCCCCAGGCACCCGGCUUCUUUAUCCUCUUCAAACCUAGGUGUUCAGCCGGCUCAGGGGCCCCGUGGGUGAGCCUGGACCUACGAACCAGAAGGUCCCUGGUCAGGGCGGCGGCUGCUCCGCUGGGGGCGGGCAGGAGGCAGCCGGUCAAUGAUUCUCUCUCGUCAUUGAUGUUUCUACCUCCCUCUCCCUCUCCCUUCCUCUCUGAGAUAAAUAAAAAUAUA
This is a messenger RNA of Myotis daubentonii (Daubenton's bat), 5222 nucleotides long. RefSeq names its product semaphorin 6C (gene SEMA6C). Gene Ontology annotation, cellular component: plasma membrane. NCBI's taxonomy places the organism in Eukaryota, Metazoa, Chordata, Mammalia, Chiroptera, Vespertilionidae. Gene Ontology annotation, biological process: semaphorin-plexin signaling pathway; axon guidance; neural crest cell migration. The record is from RefSeq and is a predicted model, not a curated record. Gene Ontology annotation, molecular function: chemorepellent activity; semaphorin receptor binding.